AUGAACGAUGAGCUGCUGCCAGCGUUUGGUUUCCUCUUCGUUGCCUGCAUUCUUGUGAUCGGCUACGUGGUGGCUGUGCCAAUUUGGCGCUGGCGCCUGUCCAAGAAUCCCGACUCGCGUCUUCUAACGCCCACGGACCUGUGGCUUUGGGUUCUGACGAGCUGCCCAUGUUUGGCGUUGCCCUGCAGCUUCGGACUGUUGGGGCUUAGCUCCGCAGGCUUUGCCGUGAACGUCAACUUGGAUUUUUCCGACUACCUGCGGGCCGAACUGGAGGAGCAGUACUUGCUGGACGCCGCCGACGAGGCCUCCGCGGAGCAGGUGCGCAAGACCGGGGACCGUCGGCGAAGAUCGCAAGAAUGGAGGGCUUGGACGGUCUACGACUAUCAGCAAAGACAGAGGCAAGUUCUUGUCAUGCAGGACACUGGCCUUGGGCGUCGUCUGCAAGGGGUGCAGGAGCAGACGCCGCUGGCAUACCAGAUUUGGGAGCUGGACAUCUUCUACCAAGCUGUGGAUCCGAGCACAGGCAUCUUCACCGAAGAAGCCUUAAAGGAGAUCAAGGAUUUCGAAGAUCAAUUGGUGUCCUUCGACGGAUAUGGAGACUUCUGUCGGAGGUGGCACGAUCGAGGAUCUUCCUGUGAUGUGCCUUACUCUGUGAAGAACCUCUUCUAUUCAGUGCCGAAUGCCAGCCUCCACAACGGUUCCACCAUGUCACUGUGCGCCCUGUGCCGAGCAGGGGAGGAAGAAACGGGCUUUUUGGCCGCACGACUCAGGGCCUACGAUGGUUCGGGCACGCUCGCGAGCAUCGUGCCCGUCUCAGCUCAAAGGCUGCAGGAAGAGGAACCUCUCAACCUGGACCCGUCUUCUCUCGCCGAGGAGUCUGUCUUGAAGGAGCUCUUGGAAAACGAGAUCCGCUGGCGUGGCCCCUGGAAGGGAGCUGGGGCAGUUUCGGCACAGCACUUCGAAAGUAUGAGGUGGACGGAUGGCGAUUUCAACCGCAACAACUUGAAGAGCCAGUUUGGGACCAAGCCGAUCUCUCCCCUACCAGCCCGAUUUCCCACGGUGCUGACAAGGUACUCACGUGCGACCCUGUAUGGUGCGCCACUGCCUGGAUACUUGAGCUGGGAUGAUCGACGUGCUGAACAGGAGGCGAAGAUUAAUGCCUGGCUAGGCCGACUGUUCGAGGAGUUCUUGCGACGAGCCGAUUUGAGCGGGGACGAUGCCCUGCCCUACAAGCACGUGAAGUUUACGUGGUAUGAAAGGAGGAUCAACAACUACGAGUCCCUCGUCGCCAAGAGCAAGCGGGGCGGGCAUGUCAUGGAGUUUUGCCUGAUUUUGUACUAUUUGCGCUUCGAUACGCUCUUUGCGCUGGGCACGAUGGCAACAGUCGCCUUGCUGGUGUUGGCGCGGAUCCAAAACCUCUUCAUCACCUUCUUCGGCGCCAUCGGGGUGGCCUUGGCUUUUGUGGGGACCUACUACUUUCACUUUGUCGUCGCCGGUUUCAAGGCCCUGAGCAUCCUGGACUUCGUCUCUCUUUUCGUGAUCCUAGGCAUUGCGGCAGAUGACGUGCUUCUGCUUUUCAACACUUACUCUCUUGCGGCUGUGCUGCUGGGUGCAGAGGCCACUCCACAGCAGAAAAUGCGAUGGGCGUACAAAGAGGGGACCGCACCCAUGCUGGUCACGACAGUAACAACAUGCGGUUCCUUUUAUGCCAACUGCUUCUCCAUCGUGACUGUGGUCCAGUGCGUCUUGUGGAGGAGUUUCGGCUUCUUCAUGGCAACGCUCGUGGCAUGGAAUUUCUUGAAUGUGCUGAUCAUCUUUCCGGCAGCGAUCUUGGUAAACGACCUCUACAUCAUUCCGCUUCUGACCUGCUGCUGCCGCAAGCGAUCUCCCGAAGGUCGGCAUUCCGAUCACCUGAGCGCCCAGGGCAUCCAGUCCAAGUUGAGAUUGCCGGUCAAGGGGGUGACGGACGUGAAGCAUCAGGACCUGGGACUGGUCGAGCGGGUCGUGGCGAAGCGCUUCUCUCCGUGUCUCUAUCACUCUCGUUGCCUCUUGAUCCUGUUCUCGAUAGCCGCUGCUGGAGUCUUCGGCUACCUUGCGACUGUUGCCUUCCACGUGUCGGAGGGCCAAAUCAAAAUUUUCGAGGAGGAUCUGAAUCUGGGAAGGCUCGAGGAGCUGCGGAAGGAGGUGUUCCCGGCAACCAGCGACGAGGACUUCAAGGAGGCAAUCCGAGCAGCACCUCCCGAUCGUGCCAUUGACGUCAGAAGCUGCCCCGGGCGCACAGUGGGUGAUGGGAACAGCUCCUGGUGCAGUGGCCAAGGCACAUGUGAUGCCUCCAGCAGCACGUGCUCCUGCGAUGAUGGCUUUGUGGGCCAAGCUUGCUCCGUGACCAGAUCCUCUGGAACUCUGGACCUGGUGUACCUCUCCAUCGCUCAGGACCCGGACCAGUAUCUCUACGCCCACGUCCUGUCCACCCCAGAGCUGCUCGCGGCGCCCGAUGACCUUCCCGCCGGCCGUGGCGACUUCUUCUUGCGGAACCAAGGCGACGAGGACGUCAACUGGCAGCUGGAGGCGGAGGUACCGGCCUGGUUCUCCUUGGAUCCCAGGAACGGAGUGCUGCAGAAGCGCAGCUUUUCCAGGACCGACGACAGCUUCGCGGGGAGGAGCUCCUUCCAGGCCGCCUUCGACUUGGCAGGGAAGCCCAGUGGUUGGAGCGAGCAGAUGGAGCUCCGAGUGCUCGCUUCGACUUCGGGAACGUCGCCUCCGCCGCCGCCGCGGAGUUUUCGCAUCGCCGCCGCCGUCGCCUCGCCUCCAGCUCUGGGAGCUCUCCGGGCCUUCGCGGAGGGCGAGGAGAUCGCCUUGCAGCCAGCCUUCGACGUCUCCCGCGGCUUCGGCGCAGAGCCUUUCGAGAACUUCGUCUCUCGCAACCUCGAAAUCAGGUAUCAGGUGUUCAGCCGGAGUGACUGGCUGCGAGUAGAUCUCGAAGCCCUCGGUUCGGAUUCCGUCCUGGUCUCCGGUCGGCCGCUCCGGGGCACCUCGCUCGGGAUCUCGGCACCCGGGUCCAUUGAGAUCGAAGUCAUCUCCAGCUUCAGCCGCCAGACCACAACAUACUUCCUCGAAGCUUUCAGGUCCUGUGACGGGCCGUGUCCGACCGAAACCUCCACAACGGCAACGACGACCCGCAUCACUUCCACACUCGCCCCGGGCGUUUCGAGCACCACCACGACGUACACCAGCACCCAGACACAGGACACAGAUCACGUGGUCGGACUGAUGACCCUCACGGCGCUGAACUGUCCAGCACUCCGAUCCCAGGAAGGCAAAAGUCGAUUGGAGUUUGGCCUUGCCCAAAUCGCCCAGGUGGAGGAGGCGGCGGUGAGCGUCUCUGUGUGGUGUGAUGGGCGCCGGCUCUCAUCGAGCUCGAGGCAACUGCAGGUGAGCCCGGUGGAGCUUCUUUAUUCGAUGGUGGUGGUGGGCGGGGGCAUCGCCACCGCGGAUGUCGUAAGGCGCCUGGACCUGGAGUCUCCGGAGACUAUGACCCAAAAGCUUCAGGCUUUCCUGGAUGCUGACGGCUUUCCCGUGGUGCUGGAAGUCCUGAGCCUGGAGGCCAUCCAAGUGAAUCCUGAUCCAACCACCACCGCGACGAGCAGCACCUGGACUUUCACCUCCUCCACAGGGACAGCAACUGCAACGACAAGCACUGCAACGACCACUUCAGUCACAGUGAGCGCUACAAGUUCACUGACCGUCACUGCAACUUCAAGCACCAGCAGCAGCAUUACGAAAACCCAAAGCACGGCCACCAGCGUCACUUCGACUAGCAGCAUCAGCAGCAUCUCAACUACGACCGCGAGUUCAGCCACGACAGUCACGACCACCCAGAGCACAGUCAGCACCACUUCCGUCACGGCAAGCACGACCAUGACUUGGACAGCGACCUCAACGCGAAGCACCGCAACACACACAACAAGAACACUUACAUCCAGUUGGACUGCUACAGCUACCGAGCCUGUCGUUUCGACGACUGCGACGCAGUCGGUCACCGCUGUCACCACAACCACUUCGAGCUCCUCUGCAACUACUGUCUCUUCAAGCUCGACAGAAACCGUGACUUCGGCCACCCAAACGGCUUCUUUGACCAGCAGCCUGUCUUCCACGAUAUCCUCUACGACCUUGUCUUCAAGCUUCACCGCCACCUCGACCGCCACCUCCUCGUCCUCCAGCGUCACAGAGACAUCCUCCACGCUGACCUCCACCUCGAAGUCCACGUCGACCACGCUCUCCUCCUCCAAGACUGCCUCCUCCACGACGGCAUCCUCCACUACGCGCACCACAAGCCUGUCCAAAACCUCCACAACCAGCACCACAACCAGCACCGCGUCUUCCACCAGAACUUCCUCCAGGACCGGGACCGCCACUUCGGCAACCGUGACUUCCACCACGUCUUCGACAAGCAAAAGUGGUACCUCGACUCGCACGACCUCCACGUCUUCCAGCAUCUCCAGAACCUCCAGCACCGUUUCUCACACAUCGAGCACCUACACCAGCGUAACAAGCACGUGGACGCGAACCAGCACCACCACCGAGACCUUCACCACUGCCACUAACACCAUCACCUUUGCAGAUGGGUUCGGGUACAUCUUCGGCGAGGCGCAGCUUGCCGAGUGCAUCGCCGCGGGGAGCGAAGCGCGGGAGCCGGAGCUCCUGGAGGCGCUGGCCCAAGGCAUCGCCUCCCUCGCCGAGGUGGAGGCCUCCUUGGUGGAGCUUCGGCUCUGCCCCGACCAGGAAAGGGACGCUCGAAGGUUGCAGGCAGCCUCGCCCAGGUUGGAGUAUGGGAUCCAUAUCCCCUCCGAAAGGGGUCUGGAGCUCUUCCCACGCGCCUUUGCGGCGCUCCAGGCCGCCACCGCUGCGUCCCUGCAGGCGGCGCUCAACGCGGCGCUCCGGGACCAAGGCUUUGUUGGCUCAAACUUGACCGUCGAAGACGCCUCCGUGUUCUCCGGGGCCCCUCCCACAACGCGAACUAGCUCCACAGCGACCAGCACCACCACAACGACAACCAUCUUAUGCCCCGGAAAUCCUGUGUGCUCCGGUUCUGGCAGUUGCAUCCAGCAGAAGACGGGUGACUGGGCUUGCGAAUGUCGAGAGACCUUUUCGGGCGAGGAUUGCACGGUUCGCGAGUGCCCAACCUGCGCGAACAACGCGAGCUGCCUGGAGGGCGCGCAGGACCUUGAGGCUGUCUGGGAAUGCGAUUGCAUCGAACCCUACUAUGGGCCACGCUGUGAAGAGAAGCGCUGCCCCGGAAACUGCACCAACUCCGGUGAGUGCGACACUGCCACGGGCUUGUGCUCCUGCUUUGCAGGGAGUUUGGGCGAGGACUGUGCCCAGCGAGAGGUUCCUCUGACGAACGCCAUUGAGAUCGCCAUUGUCUUCGGCUUGCUGGGUUACGAAAACGACAACAGGUCUGCACCAGCCUAUGACGGCUCUGUGGAUCUUUUGUCUCCGGCAGUGCAGGCCCACAUGCUGCGAACCUGCACCGACGCCCGUGCCGAUGCGCUUCUCCUGGUAAAGAGCGAGCUGAGCUGCUGGAUCGAGAGUUUCGCCGAGUUCAUGCCUUUAGUCGGAGGAACCUUCCCCGUGAACGACUCCGACAUGGUCCAGGAAGCUUUCCAGGCCUUCAUGCACCAGAACGUGGCCAGCUUGAAUAGUUACCAGAAGGAUGUCCGGACAGCUGGUGAGGACUUUGCAGGCCGUGUGAUGUUCUCCAGGCUCCGCAUGAAGGUUAACAUGGCGGUGAAUGCUGCAAAGGAGCAGAAGGAUGUGGUUCGGCAGCGCUGGCAGGAGUAUGUAGAGUCCUUGAACCAAAGGGCUCCACCAGAAGCUGGACAAGCCAUGAUGGUGUCCUGGGUGUGGACCAGCAUGGCCCUUGAGGAGUCUGUCUUCUCCAGCACAAUCCUGGCCUUUUCACUCUCCUUAUCCACUUCGAUGGUGGCCGUGGCGCUCUUUACCCGGGACAUAGUGCUGGCCUUCUAUGUGUGCUUGAACAUUUUGCUGGUGGUCUCGGUCCUUUCGGGCUUCCUCCUGAACAUCCUGGACUACGACUUCGGCGUGGUCGAAGCGAUCGGAGCGACGAUCUUCGUGGGCCUCAGUGUUGACUAUUGCCUCCAUCUAGCACACGGAUACCACACGGCCAGUGGCCGGCAGGCCAAGGUACGGGUGCACCAUGCGCUCGUAAUGCUCACGCCGACCAUACUGGGAGGCGCUUUGACCACGAUUGCCGGCUGCGCGUUCCUACUUCCAUGCCGCAUCUUGCUUUUCAGAAAGCUUGGUUGGACCUUGAUGCUGAACGCAAUCAUCGCCAUCACGUACACCUUCACCUUCCUUGCGCCUCUCCUGAUGAUAGCAGGGCCGGUCAAGAGGAGUCCAGGUGCCGUGCGGGCAGGAUACGCCGACGGCAACAGCCCCACCGACUCCUUUGCAGCAGUCACAAGCCGCUUUGCAGUUGCCUCGGAGGUUCCCAGCCCGUCCCAAAUCAACGCGACACCUGGCGAGGAGGGCCAGGGCCAGGGCAACUUGCGGAAGUCGGCCUCGUCCUCGCCAGCGCUUCCCAUCCAGCCGGCGCCCAAGAAAGCGGAUGGGACGGUCGGCGUGGUCUUCGAGGAUCCUCGACAAGGAGGGGAUCGGGCCUGUGAAGCAGGGCUUGUGAGAAGCUGUGACAAGAUUGGAGCCCAGGAGUAG
Symbiodinium sp. CCMP2592 is the source of this 6732-nucleotide messenger RNA. The record is from the annotation of a GenBank genome assembly. NCBI's taxonomy places the organism in Eukaryota, Dinophyceae, Suessiales, Symbiodiniaceae.